This is a messenger RNA of Caenorhabditis auriculariae, 935 nucleotides long. NCBI's taxonomy places the organism in Eukaryota, Metazoa, Nematoda, Chromadorea, Rhabditida, Rhabditidae. The record is from the annotation of a GenBank genome assembly.
AUGCUCUACUCAACAACGGCUUGUCCCAUCGGGAAAUCGCUCGUCAGACGGGUCGCUCAAGACGAACUAUUGACCGUUAUGCAAGGAAUCCGCAAGAAUACGGCACAGCAAUACAUUCUGGACGGCACAGGCUGCUAUCGGUUCAAGCUGAACGAGACGUCUGUCGAAAAGCAUCAAACUUUACGAAGUCCGCCAACCAAAUCAGAUCCGAAAUUCCUGAAAACGUCUCGAAGAACACCAUCUUACGAACAAUUCAUCGGUCCGGUCGACUUGUGAAUACUCCAAUGAAGGCAGCACCUCGUCUACAGCAACGCCAUAAGAAUGAACGGCUCCAGUUUGCACGCUCUAACAUGGCCACGGAUUGGAAUAAGGUAUCAAUGUUUUCUAUCACCUUAUGAUUCCCAAUUUUUCUGUUGGGAUCAUCUUCAGCGACAAGAAGAAAUUCAACCUUGAUGGGCCAGAUGGGUACGCUCACUACUGGAGAUAUUUGAGGAAAGAUCCGAUGUACUUCUCCAAGAGAAACUUCGGCGGCGGCAGCCUCAUGGUCUGGGCGGCUUUCUGCGGCAACGGGACGGUAGCUCUUUCUUAUAUUUUUUCUCUUUAGCCGACGACGUGCUAAUAUGAUUUACCAACAAGACAAUGCAUCUGUUCACGCGAGCAACUCCACAUUGGCUUGGUUUGCGGCCAAGAACGUGGUUCUUCUGGACUGGUCCGCGUGCAUUCCUGACCUCAACCCUGUAGAGAAUUUAUGGUCAGUCCUUGUACGAAGGGUCUACGCGAAUGGCAAGCAGUAUACAACGGUCAACUAUCUGAAAAGAGCGAUUCGUGCCGAGUGGGAUGGUUUGGACAAGUCACUGCUGCAAUCACUCGUUGGCAGCAUGCCGAACAGGAUUUUCGAAGUCGCUCAGAAACAAGGAGGCAUCACACAUUAUUAA